CCAUCCCCAGCUUCUGGGCUCGUCCCCGUCGGUUAGCAACAUCAGCUAUCAACGGCCAUCCACGCAAUAUAGGUUUCACAACGCGUACCCACCUGUCAUCCCAUCCAUCUGACACACCCACGCAAUCAAUCUGCCAAUAUACCCACCCACCAGGCUGCCGGCACUGGAUGGUGGUUCGAUUAUACCAUCUCGAUCGUAUAGCCCAAGCCAAGACAAGUCCUGGGCUGAGCAAACCUACCUACCCUUUCAUACGAACCACCACUACCACCUCAACUCCACGCAUCAUAUGCACAUGUGUUGUAGCCGCUGCUACUGCGAACUGGCGUGCUGCAUGCCACACCCUAUUAGCGGCAACGGCAGGCAAGCACCUCCAACCAUCCACUGGCGGCCAGCCCGUCUUGGUGAAGUAUGAGUGUGUGCUGCUGCCGGCAAUCUAAUUCUUGAAUGGUUCUUCGUCCAGUAGGGGAAUAGAACGGCGAGGAGUCGAGAGGGAGGGAAGCCUGGGCUGCAUGAGAGUGAUGUAUGCGGGCGGCCCGAUUUGGAAGUUGAGGGUGUUAACAAUCGAGAGAUUGGUGGAAUUCAUGUUGGGGGGUGUGGACGUGGAAAGCAGCAGACAGGAAAGAUGAAUGACGUUGAAGUCGUCAUUAGUUGUUCUGAAUGAAAGCCAGCCUAGUCUACUUUGUAUGUUGGGUACAUAGAGAUUGCCACUGCUAGCUGACCUCUGGCAUGGAUCAACACUGCGAGUUGGUGAAGGGUGUGUUGCCCGUUAAUGUCUUGCUUCUUUCCUCGGCCUCCUGAUGUCGGCUUCAUCGUCGGUUGGCCGGAUAUCGUGCGCGGUGGUGGCAACGGUGGUGAUGCUGCAUCACGCACAUUGUCAUUCAUGCCACUCGUUUGGCAUCGCUGAGAACCAAGUGACUAGCACGAACACGUACAUGAGCCACUGAAGACAUGUAGAUCGGCGUGAGAGGCGCCAAGUACACCUCUGUGUCGGUUAUUGGCUGAAAAGGGAUGGGAAAGGAUGAGACGAUGCGUAUUAAAUGUUGGCUGUCCCCGGUGCUUUGUUCGUGAGUAAGAGGUUUGGGAGGUUUGGUGACUCGAGAAUGUCCAAACAGGAUUUCAUCUUAGAAAUCUCGGGCCUGAAAUUCCACAUUGCUCUUUCCAGGUUACCCAAUCCUCGAUGCUUCCUUCUUCACAUAAUGGAACGCACCUGCCUCAUGGCCAAUGUAGCAGGUAUCUUGCGUCAUUGUCAGUUGAGUGUUUAGCGACCAUGGAAGGUACGAGGUGAAGACACCGACACACCUCGGAAAACACCAUCCAUCGACCCUCAACCGAGCUCAACCACGUCCAGCAGACCCUCGAGAUGUACUCAACCGUACAGGGAGCCAACCUCAAAGUCAUGAGUUAACUAUGCCAGCAUUGGUGGUCAGUGCACCGGUCUGCCUCCGGUCUCUGUUAGCCUCUUCCGGACCCACCUCAUCGGCCGCAACAUUCACGCGCCCGGGCGCAGAAUUGCCAUCGAACUGCAUACCGACCGAAGAAAGCUCCCAACGAAGAGCGAGACUUGCCAAAACCUAUCAGCUACACCGAGGCGCUGGGGUUGAUCCGGACAACAAGAAUUCAACUUGAUCUGACAGUGUGGUCUCGAGGAAGCAAUGCUUAGGUCUAUUUUCUUGCCCAAAGUCUAGCUGCAGCCCUUUCUUCUCAUUUCUGUUUGGAGUGUGACCGUUACCACUCAGCUGUCAAAUGCUGACUACUCUUACAGCCAGCUGCGGAACUCCCAUAUCCUCCUUUGCAGUUUUACCAAAUAAGAUCAACUUAGUACCGACACCAGCCGUGAAACCACUUGAUACACCCGAGGCAGAGCGUGCACAAGUGUAUACUGCCAUUAUAUCAGACCGCUCACCCGAACCCCUCGUUCGUUGUAACAAGGCAUGGAUGGCUACAUUCUUGUACCACAUGAGAAAUACCUCACCUCAUGCUCUCGCAAUCUUGGCACAUUGGACCUGAACUUAUAGAGAAUGUCCAACAUCCUACCCUUUUCCUAAAGCCCAGCCGAAACAAGCAUUAUUCACCAGCCGCGACCAAUGUCACCCAGAGCUUCACCGGUCUGGAACAACUCCCAAGAUGCGGGGGAUCUCUCCCCAGUUGCCCAGAAUCCAGAAGCCUAGCAGCCCUGUUACCCCAGAUCUACAAUUCAGCAUUGGACAACAGACUUACACAGCAGUUUGUGUCCAUCCCAUCAGGUCUCAUCGAGCCACACCGCCCCAAGUUAACCAUCCACCGGCAUUUGCACAUACAAUUACAUUUAUGCCACCAACCACGGACCAUCGUCCGCCCCCUUCUUCCUCUCACAUUGCCUCUCAUCGGACAUAACCGCCCCAAUCUUUCCUCGAUUUCACCCAUCCACCCACCCGUCGUCAAGAGCGGGGGCUAA
This is a messenger RNA of Podospora bellae-mahoneyi, 2434 nucleotides long. RefSeq lists its product as uncharacterized. Lineage: Eukaryota; Fungi; Ascomycota; Sordariomycetes; Sordariales; Podosporaceae. Bases 1976 to 2434 code for a protein of 152 amino acids. The record is from RefSeq and is a predicted model, not a curated record. The transcript is spliced from 4 exons.